This is a messenger RNA of Cornus florida, 1959 nucleotides long. RefSeq names its product probable leucine-rich repeat receptor-like protein kinase At1g35710. Bases 1 to 1959 code for a protein of 652 amino acids. Gene Ontology annotation, molecular function: protein binding. The record is from RefSeq and is a predicted model, not a curated record. The transcript has 2 exons. NCBI's taxonomy places the organism in Eukaryota, Viridiplantae, Streptophyta, Magnoliopsida, Cornales, Cornaceae.
AUGGUGAAGAAGCUCUCACGGUUUAUGCUCUCUGGAAUGGUGGAUUGUUUCAAAAUGACUACUGCCCGAGAGGAGGCAGAGGCUCUUCUCCGCACUGGUUGGUGGGGAAGCACUAGUAUUCCAGUUUACAAUUCCAGAAGUCACUAUGAGUGGGUAGGAAUAUCUUGCAAUGAGCUUGGAAAUGUCAUUGGGAUACACCUUUCUUUGUACUACCUGCGGGGAGGGCUCGAGAAAUUGAACAUGUCUUCCUUUCCAAACUUACAAAGUCUCGCUCUUGGCAACUGUAGUCUCAAUGGAAGCAUCCCGCAUGAAAUCGGAAGGUUGUCGAAGCUCAAAUACCUUCAACUUUCUUACAAUGAGCUUAAAGGUAUACUGCCUUUUUCCAUGGUUAAUCUCACCCAAUUACUGGAGCUUGACAUUUCUCACAAUUCUAUCAGCGGAUCCAUCCCCCCAGAAAUUGGAAGGAUGUGGAAGCUUACCACUCUCCGACUUUCUGAGAAUAAUCUUACAGGGAUGCUGCCUCUUUCCAUGGCUAAUCUCACCCAACUACUCGAGCUUGACUUUUCUCACAAUUCUAUCAGCGGCUCUAUCCCCACAGAAAUUGGAAGGAUGUGGAACCUUACCUCACUCCAACUUUAUGAGAAUAAUCUUACAGGUAUGCUGCCUCUUUCCAUGGCUAAUCUCACCCAACUACUCGAGCUUGACUUUUCUCACAAUUCUAUCAACGGCUCUAUCCCCACAAAAAUUGGAAGGAUGUGGAAGCUUACCUCUCUCGGACUUUCUGAGAAUAAUCUUACAGGUAGGCUGCCUCCUUCCAUUGGUAAGAUCACCCAGCUAUCCAUCCUUAACAUUGCUUCCAAUCAUAUCAGCGGCUCCAUCCCCCCAGAAAUAAGGAAUCUUGAAAAUCUAGAGUACUUAGACCUAAGUGAUAACAAUUUCACUGGUCCCAUUUUUUCAUAUAUUGCUAAUCUCACCAGGCUACGAUUUAUAUACCUUAAUUCAAAUCAUUUUGACGGUUCCAUCUCAAUUAGCAUUGCUUAUUUGAAGAGUCUUGUUGAUCUAAAACUUGCUCGUAACAACUUCACCAGUGAAAUCCCUUCAACAUCAAUGGACGAGGCAGAGGCUCUCCUCCGCACUCGUUGGUGGUUGAACCUUAGAAUUCCAGUCGACAUAGCAGUUGAAUGGAAUAUCUGUGAGUGGGAUGGAAUAUCUUGCAAUAAGCUUGGAAAUGUCAUUGGAAUACACCGGUACUACGUGGGGGGAGAGCUGGAGAAAUUGAACAUGUCUUCCUUUCCACACUUACUAAGUCUCGAUCUCAGUUACUGUGGCCUCAAUGGAAACAUCCCAUAUGAAAUCGGAAGGUUGUCGAAACUCAAAUACCUUCGACUUUCUUACAAUGAGCUUACAGGUAUGCUGCCUCUUUCCAUGGCUAAUCUCACCCAACUACUGGAGCUUGACAUUUCUCACAAUUCUAUCAGCGGCUCUAUCCCCACAGAAAUUGGAAGGAUGUGGAACCUUACCUCUCUCCAACUUUCUUACAAUUAUCUUGCAGGUAGGCUGCCUCCUUGCAUUUGUAAGAUCACCCAGCUAUCCCACCUUGACAUUUCUUCCAAUCAUAUCAACGGCUCCAUCCCCUCAGAAAUUGGAAGUUUGUUAGAACUAAAUUACCUUGACAUUUCUUCCAAUCAUAUCAAUGGCUCCAUCCCCUCGAAAAUUGGAAGUUUAUUAGAACUCAAUUACCUUGACAUUUCUUCCAAUCAUAUCAACGGCUCCAUUCCCUCGAAAAUUGGAAGUUUGUUAAAACUCAAUUACCUUGACAUUUCUUCCAAUCAUAUCAAUGGCUCCAUCCCCUCGGAAAUUGGAAGUUUGUUAAAACUUAAUUACCUUGACAUUUCUUCCAAUCAUAUCAACGGCUCACCCCUCGGAAAUUGGAAGUUUGUUAAAACUCAAUUACCUUGA